This is a messenger RNA of Trypanosoma conorhini, 1641 nucleotides long. RefSeq lists its product as uncharacterized. The record is from RefSeq and is a predicted model, not a curated record. The coding region runs from base 1 to 1641 and encodes 546 amino acids. The transcript has a single exon. Lineage: Eukaryota; Euglenozoa; Kinetoplastea; Trypanosomatida; Trypanosomatidae.
AUGUUUGGUCGUGCCAACCGCCGGGGGAACAAUCCUUCCUCUCCCACGCGGCGCGGAAGCGUGGCGCCGCUGGGCGACGUGGUUGCCUCCACCUUUGCUAACGUUGACCUGCGCCUCACAAAGUCUGCCAUGGCAGACUAUUCGAAACGGUGUGAAACCAUGUCACGUGAGAAUGUUUUGCUGCGGAAUCAGCUGGAGGAGCACGAGUCCGACUCGAUCAAGGUGGUGCAGCACCUGAAGGAGAAGCUGCAGUGCGCGGAGGCGGAGGUAAGCGAGCAGCGGGGCGAGAUUGAGCGUCUUCUCGCGGAGAGUGCGGAGGCGGAGGAGGCUCUGCGACACCAGUACGAGCAUAUUUUAGAGGAGCGGGAUGCGCAGAUGACGCAGUACGCCGCCAUUGUCCAGCGACUGCAGACAGAAUUGAAGGCGGCCGCGCAGCAGGUGCAUGAGCGGGAGCGGCACCGGCUUGAGCUGCAGCGGCUGCACGACGAGAUUGAGGACAUGCGAACACGCCACGACGGCGAGAUUGCCGCACUGCGUUUUCAAACUGUGGACCGCAAGAUGCGGCUAGUUGCGCUGGAGGAGAUGAUGCGGGAAUCGUUCAAGACGCAGGUGGAGAAGGAGUCCGAAAGACUACUAGAGGCGAAGUCCAAGGCGCUGCUAGAGGACCAUGAGUCGCUGCAGUACGAGCGGGUUCGGCUGACACAGGAAAUUGAGGAACUGGUGCAACUCACGACGGUGAAGAACACGGAGUGUGCCGAUGUCAGGCGGAAGGGGGAGCUGCACCAACACGCCUGCGAGGAGGCACUGCGACGCAUUGUGCUGGGCAAUCGUCGCGCACGGGAGUCUGAGGUAAAAACGCAGCGGUUAGAGCGGCGCGUGAAGGAGCUGAUACAAGAGAAACAAGCGAUCCGGGACGAGCUCUCGCGCCAGUACGAGACACAGAUACAAAACUUGGAAAAGACGCUUGCCGAGACGCGCAGCUCGCUGCAGUCACACCGCGUUGAGCUGCAGCGACUGCGCCACGUUGCCUCGACCAUAGUGGACCAGCGCUCUGACCUUGAGAGGUUUUUUUACGUGGCGCUCGAAGACGUGCGGCGGAUGCGGUCGAGGGCGCCGCGACGGCCACCAUUGGGCCCCCCGGUGCAGCUGCCAUCCCUCCCCGCCGCCGACGGCGGCAGCGGCGUCCACCCGCAGAAGCAGCAGCAGACUCCGCCGGCGGCAGGGAUGCGGGUGCCCUCCCCUGUGGCGGUGAAGGGCACAACCUUCCUAACGGAGUCGCCGGUAAGUGCUCCUGCCAUGGGCUUAGCCAGCGCCACACCUUCUGCUGUGGCCGUGAACACAACGGUUGCUUCGUCGACGCGGCCCUCGUCCUCUGUGGCGGUGCCGUCACCGCCCCCUGGAGCGGCACCGCGGCGGCGGGGUGGCGGUAGCGCAAGGCCGACGCGCGAUGCCACGAGUAGCAGCAACGGCGUCUUCAUCAACCUCGGUGAGGGCGGUGAGGGGGUGUACCUGAGCGACCUGUCGUGGGAAGACAAGGAGAAGAUCAUCAAGGCGCUCCUCUUCUUCAUCAACCAGACAUGCUACCAAAGGCUGCCAGGGGGCCAUGCGGCGAAGCGGGAACCGACACCGAUGGAGGCCUAG